CACUUCGCGAAGUCGCACAUAAUUUUUUUUCCAUCUCAAAAAAUUUCAAUUAUUUUUUUUUCUACAAAAUUUCUCAAUAUUAAUUAGAAUAAAAUUCUUAUUGAAAUAAUGAUAAAUCAAUUGGAAAAAUGUUAAAAGGUUUAAGUGCAACAAGAAGAAUAGAAAAGUUAAGAAAAUUUUAGAAAAGAUACGAAAAGAAAGGAAGAAGAAAAAAAAAAACCUAUUCAGUGCGUGUGAAAACAAAAACAACACACCAUUCAGCUACUAUGUGCAGCACUACUGGCUGUAUUUAUUUUUUUUCUAUUGUGAAUAAAAUAAUGAUGUGAUGAUGAAAAAUUGAUGGAUUUUGAUUUGAUUUUGGAUUAAAAAGAAUUUAUUCUCAUCAAAAUAAUAAAUUUAAGUGCGGAGUUAAUCAAUUCACACUCACACACACAAAACAUUCUAAUGAGGAAUAUAAAUAAUCAUCAUUCAGAUUUGCACAUUCUGUCCUGAACUUUCCAAGUAAAAGUACAUUACUCAAACAUCAACACACCAUGGAUGGGGAUGGCGAAGGUAAUCUAUUGGAGAUUAUGGAUCUUGCGCGUACUUUGCGCCAAGAACAACUUUUUAUCCAGAAUGAACAAGCUGCAUUUGCAACCUUAACCGAGUCAGUGGCUUUGAGUUCUUCACAAAUAGCUCAGCUUGCCUAUAUUUGUGCACAACAAAGACAAAACCUGAACGAUCUUAUCACUUCGCGACCAGAAUCCGGUCCAUCGAUCUGUUGCAAUCGGGCUAAUGGGCUUGAGAAUACCAAGUUUGUUGAUGCAAACAAAGCCAAGUCUCUUAAAUAUGAGUAUAUCAUUGCAUAUGUAGAGCUAUUCAACUAUCUUUAUCGAACUCCUUAUGUCCUGGCUAUGGCACUAUCCACUGGCGAUCGCAUUCCCGAAAUUACCCCAAGUCAAAUGAAUUCCGUCAAUCAUACCAUAGCAACGGGACUCUAUGGCAACGCAAUUCACACCAAGGAUGUUGAAACACUUCUCAAGCUGUUGCGAGAACUUAUAGAAAUUCAAAUUGUCGUUAGUGAGAAUCCUAGAAGAAUGAUUCGUGCAGGAUCAUCAUCAUUUGCAAGACUUUUCCACCGACUUAAUGAAUCUAUGUUUUCGGCAAAGAUAUUCCUCACAGCAGCAUUAUAUGAACCCUUGAUGAAUGUCCUUGUUGAAAGUGAAACGAUGCUGGACGUCGAUUCCAAUAAGGUAGUAAAGAAUUUCAGCAGCAAAGAGAAGCUUAAACGAUUUGGUGAAGAAUCAUCGCCAGACUAUCAAGAAAAAGUUCAGAAAUUUCGUGAAGAUAUCAUAAGCAAGCUUCAUAAACUUGCGAGUUCAUUUAUUACGAAUAUAACCGCCAAUUGGUCACUAUUCCCAUCGACCUUGAGAUGGCUCAUUCAAACUAUGUGCCAUCAAUUGAAACAGGCGCGAACCAAUGAAAAGGAUAUUAAUGAGAUUAUUACCGAUAUGGUUUUUACUCAUUUCAUUUGUCCGGCAAUUGUGAGUCCAGAUUUACUUGGCAUCAUUGAUGCUCCCAUCUCUGAGCUGGCUCGUUUUAAUUUGAUGCAAAUCGGUCAAAUCAUUCAAAUGCUUGCCCUGAUGAAGUAUCAAGAUGUGGAUCCAAAAUUCAGUGAAGUUUAUCAACUUUUUGAUGCAAAUAUUGUUAGUAAACUCUUGGAUUUGCUUUUGGUGAGUGAUUCUGGGGAGGAUGUUGUUGCAAUUAGAUCCCAACAAAGUGAUUUUGAGAGGGCCCAUCUUCUUAUCACUCAGUCCGAGUUGAAUACUUUUAUUGAGUUCUUCAGAGUUCUCCUGCAAAGUGAUGAGCUUGCUCUAUUGGAAGAAGAUCGUCUCAAGCUGAAGAAGAUAAUCGAUCACCUACCAGAGCAUGUUCAGGUAAAUGGUGAUGCACCAAGUCCUAUAGAAUCUUCUUCACCACGUUCCAAACAUAGCCUUAUCCAUUUGGGAAAGAGCACAAAAAAUAAGCUUUCAAAAAGUCUCAGCAAUGGAGCAACUGCAUUAACCAAUGGUCAUGCUUCUGUAAACUCUGCUCCGCUAUCACCAAAUGGUGGAGAAGAAAAUGAACAAGUUUUAGUUUUUCGCAUUUGCAUAUCCGACGACAAUACUCUGCAACCCCUAACCGAAGAAGAAGUUCUUAAAAUGAAUGCAAUUGGACAAGAAAUCACCGAUGAUGCCAAUAAUAUUGAAAAACUAGAAACCGAUGGAAUGGAUGGACCUUUAUUGAGGCCUUUGCAUACAAAAACAACACGUUUUUCACUUUCACACGACGAUGCAUCGAUUGGAAAUUCAGAUAAUCUUGAGGCAGUGAGUGAGGCUCCAAGUAAUCACUCAGUGACAAGCUCUCUAGAGCUAGAAGAGAAUGACCAGAAUGAUAAUCUCUCCGAUAUGGUUUCGGCAAAUGUAUCAGGCCGUGGAACACCAAAUAUUUCUGGACGAGAUACACCUUCAUCGCAGGUUACAGACGGUGAAUCUGUAACAAAUGUGAUACCUACUCCCCAGAUGGCCAAGUUGUUAUCAAAAGCCCGUUCCGAUAUUGAAGAUAAGUUUUGUAAGUUUGAGAUUAAGAAACUAAUGGAAGGUGAUGAGACUGUUUCAAUCAUAUCGGAUACCUGGAGUACAGAUGUGCUGGCUAGUGAUUCGGAGACUUUGGAUGCAAAUGAGCGAGAUCGCAAUUUCUCAACUCCACUCAUUCCAUCUGCAGUUGUUCUGCCGGGGGAUAAUAAUUUUGAUCCCUUAUCGAAUGCAAUUCCUCAAGCUAACUAUCUAGAAGGCUCUGAGACGCGUUCUGAGUCGAAUUGGAGUACCGAUGUAUUGGCCAGUGAUUCGGAAAAGCUUGCUGAGGUCGAUACCGAUGAUAACUUAAGCAUCACAGCCAAGUCUGACAUUACCAAUGCCUCAGUGGCAGAAAAUCUCUGCACUCCCGACUCACCUUUCUUUGCUCCUCGAGCAAUGAAUGUAAAUUAUAACCAACCAGAAUCUCCUGCUGAGGCAGCUGCUGGGGGAGUCCCUAAUGGACAACCAUCCCAGGAUUCGGCGUUUUUCGAUGGAUCCGACCUGCAGGCAAUAUCUUCACUAGCUCGGAGUUCAGUUCGCACUACAAACCAGUAUUCGGGUGAGAAUAGUUUUCAGCAAAAUUACAAGAGUGACAAAGAAUCAUUCUUAUCGCCUCGCAUGAGACGUCAAAACUCUGCCGAAAGCAGUAUCUCCAGUCAGAGUCUCAACAUGGAAGACAAACCAUCCAUAUCGAGACAGAAAAAGAAACAAAAUAGGCAAUCAACAGCAUCUGUUAAGGAUCUCAUAGAUUUUUCUGAUUUUGAUGAUGGAGCUGUUGGUCUCGAAGAGAAGGUUGUGCCAGUAAAUGAGGAUGAAACGGAAUCUUUUAGUGACAUGUUUGAAGCAGUUGUUGUUCACCGCAGGUCGGCCCAUGAACCAAGAUCACCGCCAUGUGAUGGACGUCGUAAUGGCAUUAUGGUGGAUUCAUCAAAGAAUUCAGAUCCCACCUCUUCUUCGUUAGUCAAUAUUCGACGUCAUCAGAGUUUGAACUAUGAAAACCAUGAGAUAAUUGUAAAUAAAAAUUCUCAAAGGAUCACUAUGACAGAGUCGUCUGUUAGCGACGAUGUCAAGUCGCAACAACAACUCAAUGACGUAGCCAUGUUAUCUCUGAAAACAGAAGAACUCACUCUAAAUGGCCCCUCGCAUUCAUCUAUGGAAAAUGUAGUUCCAGUACCGUCACAACCAGUUGCAUCUACAUCCACAGCAAAACCAAUCAAAUCGACAGGCGCCAUCCCAAAGUCAAUCAGUUUUGAUGCAUCUGCUGAUAAGUCAGCACGUAAUAUGCAUUUGCGUCGACUUCAGCAAGAACACACUCUUAAGGCUGCUUUGAUACCAUCGACAAGCAUUAGUGCUGCUGUAACGCAUGGCGUCAAUGGAUCUGGAAUAUUCAAUAAAUUGAAACAGAAUUUCUUUAAAAAUCGUCGUGGCAAUAAACACCAUGCAACAACUGAUGAUUUUCCCAGCCGCAACGUGUCAUUUUGUACAAAUGCUGAGACACUGGAAUUUAAUGAUGUUAACAUGCAGGUCGAUGCGGCAGCAAAUGACCCGCCAUCAUACUGUGAUAACAACGAAGAUAUUUUAGCCAAAUAUCGGACAAAAGCUUAUGCUUCGAAUUCGACAACGAAUUCCAAUUCAACGGAUAAUAGUUGCCAUGUAAAUCGAAAGAAUUCCACCGAUAGUGACAAUAGAAUUCCUAGCGUUGUUUUGCAUGACAAAGUGGUGGCUUUUAAUAUGGUCAAGCGAAAGAUACGCAAAGUUUUAUCUAAAACUGAUCUUCAUACUGGUGAUUUUCGACACACCACAUUCUCUAAUGCCUCGCCCUUGCUCACAUAUCUGCAAAUUCAAAUGGCCCAAGCAAUUAACUUGCAGAAUUCCCAACAAAUCUCUUUUGUAUCGGAGGCAAUUAGAUGUCUGGCAACACUGGAAGCACCACAGCAUCAGCAGCUAAUGGAAGAACUACAAAGUGACAUUCUUAAACGGCAGAGUUAUUUGCAAUAUCUAAUGCGUUAUCGCCAGAAUUUACUCUUGAUAACGGAAAAUAUCAAUCAAUUCGAUCAACGUUUGCGUAGUGAAACAAAAAUAUGUAACAGGCAUUUGGUAGCUGUAUGUGUGAGAAUGUUUUUGGAGAAAAGAGAAACUCGCAUUGAGACUUUCCAUGAAGAUUUUAUCAAACUUACUGCUGUCGAUGAUAGGAUUUAUUUGUUGGAUGUUUUUAUGAAAGAUUUAAUGUCUGAAUUGGCGGAUGGUGGCGCAUUAAAUGGCAUGGCCGAAUGGCAGCUACAAGAGGCGAAAAUAUCAAUAGAAAGAGCUCUUUUGCAAAGAUUGUAUCAGCAUGUGAUGUUUCCAAAUGAUGAAGUUGAUUUGAAUAGAGAUAAAGUUUUAAACGAACAUAUCCGAAAACUUCAACAAGUUAUAAGACCAUCUCAUCCAGCAUUACGUAUACCACCAGAGUAUCUUACGGAAGCACCAUGGACAUUUGCUCAACAACAAUUAUAUUACAUUUCAGCAUAUACAACUCCACAAGAGAAACUGCAGUGUGUAAUAAGAUGCAUCACCAGUAUAAUGAACCUCCUGCAAAUGGCAUGUGAUCGUAUACCGGCGGCCGAUGAUUUGCUCCCAGUUCUCAUAUAUGUUGUGAUCAAGGCCAAUCCGCCCUAUUUAUUAUCAACAAUCGAAUACGUUACAAGUUAUAUUGGUGAAAAAUUAGACGGUGAGGAACAAUUUUAUUGGACCCAAUUUUGUUCUGUGGUUCAAUUCAUCAAAACCAUGGAUUAUUAAGCAGAAAAAAAAUAUAUAUAUAUUUAUUCAUUAUCAUUCUCCCCUUUUUACACCAAAAUUGUUUUUGUUUCUUGUCUAUUGUUUACUUUGUUUUAGAAAAAAAAAAAGAAAUGUAUUUAAACAAAAAAAACCCUUGUUACAUUUUGCCAGAUUUAUAAAUAUUCUUAAGCAGAAAAUUGUUAUUUUUUUACAAUUGUAUACCCAUUCUCAGCUCGCAAAGUUGAGAUAUUAAAACCAACCAUAGCAAAAAUUGUGUUUCAAUAUUAAAAAAAGAAAAAACAAAAAAACAAUAAAAAUCUUUUUUACAUUUUUUCCAAAACAAACUAACAGAAAAAAAAAAAUAAUUUAAAGAAACGAGAGAAAAAGAAAACAGUUGUAACAAUGCAAUAACUAAUUAUUAAGUUAGAUUACUACAGAAUAUUUCGCAUACAUAUAUACAACAUAUAAAGGCGUUUGUUUAUUUAAUAAAUACAAAAAGUUCUAAUAUAUAAUUAAUUGAAAAUAAUUGCCAGAGGAUUGUUCUUUUUCUAAAUAAAUGCUUCAUGGAUAUAUAAAAUGCAAGUUUUUGUUUUUUGAAAAUAAAAAGAACGGAAAUGUGUAAGAAAAGAAAUAUAUUUAAUAUGUAUGCAAAUUCUGUUUGUUUUUUUUUUUUUUGUAAUAAAUUAGUGAAAGAUAACCAGAUUAAUAUUAAUAGACCAGGUGCUGGAAGUCAUUAGUUUUGCAAAACAAAGUGAAGCUAACGUUUCUUUUGUAUUCCGUCAGAAUUAUGGAACACAUAUUUCAAAACUUUGAAAAGUUAAUUUUAGAAUAUUUGCAGUUUAAAGCGCGUUUAUAUUUCGAUACUAACGUUUUUUUUUAUAUUGAAAUCUUUUGGACAAUAUCCUUUUCCUAUAGUUUGUUCAUACAUAUACCGAAUACAUUUUAAUGAAGCAGUGGCCAAGCACUAUUGUUUCUAAACGUAAUUUUAUUUAACUGGGGGAAAGAAUCACAUUGUAAAUCAAAAUAGUUUUCUUUUGUGCAUGUUUUGAAUGCUCCAUAGAACUGAAUAAGCAUCUUGCAGAAUGUUAUUUCAAUAAUAACCAAAAAUAAAGAACGGUUUAGUUCAACUAAAUUUUGCAAACGAUAUAACUUCUUAAGCACCUGCAAUAUAUAUGUAUUCGCAUAUUUUUUCGAUAUUUAUUACAUAUAAUUCUUAAAAAGGAAAUAAAACAAAA
Molecule: messenger RNA, 6586 nt
Organism: Episyrphus balteatus (marmalade hoverfly)
Lineage: Eukaryota; Metazoa; Arthropoda; Insecta; Diptera; Syrphidae
Gene: Gapvd1
Product: receptor-mediated endocytosis protein 6 homolog
Exons: 9
Coding region: 534-5372 (1612 amino acids)
Biological process (GO): vesicle-mediated transport; regulation of GTPase activity
Cellular component (GO): cytosol; endocytic vesicle
Molecular function (GO): guanyl-nucleotide exchange factor activity; small GTPase binding
Source: RefSeq, a predicted model, not a curated record